Drosophila innubila is the source of this 3192-nucleotide messenger RNA. Its product is annotated as WD repeat-containing protein 6. Lineage: Eukaryota; Metazoa; Arthropoda; Insecta; Diptera; Drosophilidae. The record is from RefSeq and is a predicted model, not a curated record. Gene Ontology annotation, molecular function: protein binding. The coding region runs from base 37 to 3036 and encodes 999 amino acids. The transcript has 3 exons. Gene Ontology annotation, cellular component: cytoplasm. Gene Ontology annotation, biological process: tRNA methylation.
UUUUUUUCCCAUAGAUUAUAUUUAAAAUUAGAUAAUAUGGCUACCGCACCAACAUUAUUUACAGAUGCCAUGGGAUUAAGUAUUGAUCGGGAGUCCAUACUGGCUGCUGUUGGAAACGAAGCAUUUCUUCGCGCUGGUACUUCGUGUGUAAGGCUGCCACAGAGGAUGCAGAUGCAGCAUAAAAAGGUGCACGGUCUCGCACUUAGUCAUGCAUGUUCGUUGAGACGUCUACUAUUAAUUUAUUGUGAGAAUGAAUUUUCUCUGUAUGAAUAUAUAACACAAAAAGAAACAUUUCAAUUAAUGUAUGAAGGCGAAACAAGAGACUGGAUUAAUGCUGCUACAUUUUUAAAGCAAGGAGACGGCUGUGAACUGGUGAUACAUAUGUCCCAUAGUGCGCUUUUACAUUUAAGAUAUGAUGACGGCGAAUGCCGUAUAUUGGAACUAGCAUGCUCCACAGAAUAUUCAAUGCUUUACCACACAAGUCUAAAUGGUUUUCAGUAUAACAAGCUCAUGAUAAUAAGUGGCAAUGGAUUUGGAGAAAUACUAAUUUGGCAACCACGCCAUCCUGUUGCUUUCAAUCCUGUGACAUUUACAAAAACGUAUCCUCUACGUUUGCGACUAAAGGCUCACAACGGUGUCAUAUUUUCAAUAGACUUCAAUUUAAGAGCUCAAUUGCUGGUAACCACUUCGGAUGAUCGCUCUUUAAAGUUUUGGCAAUUAAAUAGUAUACCCACAGCAGACUGGAAAUUGUGUGCGGCGGCUCCGCUCAGACCUAUGUUUAGCUGUUUUGGGCAUUCUUCUCGAGUUAUUUGUGCUAUUAUUGUAAUGUUCGAUGGCCAAGUGUUUGUAAUAAGCGGAGGCGAGGAUUCAUACAUUUGUCUUUGGAGUCAAUCUGGAGAUAUGCUAUUCAAGCGUCGUCAACAGUUUGGCGCUCCGAUAUGGCGACUUGGUUAUGACUCUAGUACCUUCACACUUUAUAGCACAAGUUCGACAGGAAACAUACUUGCAUAUAAUUUACAUACGGCUCUAAGGAAAAACGCAAUGAAUUUAACCAGUUUGACUACGAUACCAAUGAAUUCAACAAGUGAAUUUGUGAAAAAUAUUAAAUAUCUCAAUACCAGCACAAUCAUUGGUUUAAGUAGCAAGAAUCGCUUGUUAUACAUGAAAGUAUCGAGGUCAUCACAAAUGGAUGUUUGGAAAUUGGUUAUUGCUUUCCCUGCAUAUAAAUGCACAGUAUUGAGCGUGUACGACAGAAUAGUGGCAACCUGCGGAUAUCAGCGUGUUACACUUUUGGGUUAUAACACCGAGACCGAUAUUGAUACGGAGCACUUUCAAAUACUCUACGAUGGUAUAAUGCUUGAAGGUCUUAUUAAAUCAUUUCACUUUCUAAACAAAGAUACUUAUCUGAUAUCGGAUGAAUUCGGUAACUGCCUCAUACUCAAAGGGCUUACAAUGGAAAUUCAAGCAAGCAUCAAAAUCUCGAAUUGCCGUGAACCAUGGAUAACAGCUGCCCUGCUUGUAUCGCCAACAUAUUUGUUGUUAAGUUGCCGUAAUGGACAUACUAUGCUCUACUCAAAGAAUGCAUCUAAUCACUUCGACCUUAAGGAUACUCUCAAAUGCUUGCAUGGUAAUAUGGGAUCUAAUAUGUUUAAAUUUGUAUUAAGUAAUGAUAACUAUGCAUACGUACUAAGUGCCGGACACGAAUCAAUUUUGAAACAUUUGCGCAUAAGCUAUACUGAUUGCCGAUUGACAAUAAUGCGUCGGGAGUGUGUGCCUCUUUCUUGGGUGGAAGCAUCGCCCACAUUCGAUGUAUUGAUAGGUUUCAAUGACAAUCAUUUGGUGGUUUGGUCUCGUCAACAUGACGUACUCUUAGAGUUACAGUGCGGAGGCGCUCACAGAUGCUGGGAUUUUCAACUAAAUUGUAACGAACUUCAUAUAAUAUACGUUAAGCAAAAGCAAGUAUUUUUUUAUAGUCAGUUACUUUAUAAUAAUUGCCCAGAACGUUUCGUGUCCACAUUACAAAGUAGUUGGCACACACGAAAUUGCAAUAUCAUUCAGUUAAUUCAGCACCAAAACGAAAACCAGUCAUCAUAUAUGAUAUCAGCUGGUGAUGACAAUAUUAUUAAAAUUAACCAGUUAUCCGGUCAUUCAAUUAUUCAAUUUCAAUUAGCCGAACUGCAUACACAUAUUUCAAGCGUACGACACCUGAUAUUGUAUCCCAUUAAAUCCGAAAUUUUGCCAGACUUAUGGCUUAUCUUUUCUGUCGGAGGUCGAGCGCAGCUAUGCAUCAAUCAAAUAGACUUAAAAGGUCCAGUCAUAAGUGAAUUAUGCUCUCAUACCAUACAGUCAAAUUCUGCAAGUAAAACGAUUUCACAUAAUGCCCGACUUAUGGCAAUUCAAGUGGUUCAACAUUCGGAAAUUGAAUUUGGAAGAUUUUCGCUAUAUUUAGGUAGUGCUGAUGGAAAAAUUCGUUUGCUUAGCUGGCGUCUCGAAAAUCCAUCAGAGGUACAUUUACAACGCCAAAUUGAUAUAGAUCGCUGUCCGCUUCAUUUACAAUUUUUGAACAAUAACAAUUUAUUGCUAAUUUCAACCACACAUGGGAUGCUUUAUGGAUUCGAUCACACUCUCUCUUUCAAGCGUUUUCAGCUCCAGUUGCACACUACCGGCAUCAAUGCAUUACAUGCUGUUGUCAAUGACCAUUUAUUACAUGUGCUAUCUGGCGGCGAUGAUGAAAACGUUAAACAUACCAUUAUUCAUUUGACUGACAUGACAAUACAACACAGCACAGCAUUCCAAGACCUUCAUAAUGCCCAGGUUAAUGCCUUGACUCUGUACCCAUAUCGUGGCGUCGAUCAAACCUUUGAAAUUUGUGCAUAUACGUGUAGUAUCGAUAAGCAAAUCUUUAAGGUGAAUUUAACGACUAAACAAUAUACCCGUAUCGGCUUUACGUGUAUAUCUGAUGUGAAAGGAUUGCUUCUAUAUAACAACAAAUAUUUAUAUAUUUAUGGCUCUGGGUUACACGUCAUGGCUCUGUAAUAAGAUUAUUGAUGCCCUUUUAUAUAAUUAUACACUAGGGGGCUCGAAAGUAAAUUAGCAGUGCUGUUAUAAAAAAUUUAUAUAGUAUAACAUUUUAUGUGCAAAUAACAUCAAAAUUAAAAAAAAAAAACUGUUUAAUAAAUGAAUGAUAAAAAA